UGUGGGUCGAGCAGAUGCGAUCGGUACAGCCGACAGUCAAAUUGGAUAAUUAAAAUUCGUACAUUCUUACCGCCGAUCAUCGACGCCGACAACGCGAAGAAGCCACAGCAUCAUCAGUGCGAAUCCAACACGCGCCCGAUGUCUUAGAGAAACAAUUUACUCGGUUUUGAUAUAAAGUUCGUUGGUCAGGUGCUAAGCCUAAGCAUUUUGUAGUGUUCUUUGGUAAGCGCAACAGUUGCAGAACAGUGCUAGAGCCAAAGUAGAAGAGAACAAUGCUUAGGCUAAGUGUUGUGUGUGUGGUGCUAGCGGUCGUCGCUGUGUCACUGGCGGAACCUCCGGCAUCGGGUGGAUAUCCAGAUCGCCGGAAUGGUAAUGGAAACGGAAAUGGAAAUGGCAACGGUCACGGUAAUGGCAACGGAAAUGGGAAUGGGGGCGGCGGAGGUUUUCAACAGGUGCCAAGUGGGCCUCAAACGUCCGAGGGGCAGUCUGUGGACGCUCAGUUGCUGGAAAUGGUGAAAAUGCUGUUACUGCAGCAUGAAAGUGAAUCAUCCAACGGUCAAAGCAACGGAAAUGGCAAUGGCAACGCAGGUCAGUACGGUUCAUAUGGUCCACCAGCAGGUGGCGGUGGUUCUUCGGGUCGUGUCACUGGUAUCGAACUGGAGAAUCCACGGCAGAGCAUGCAAGUUGCAGAAUUCUGGCAGGGAGGUCCCGAACAGGGCGCUCCGGGUGGUUCGUUCGGUGGAUCAGUUCCGAGCGGGUCCUACGGUGCCCCGAGUGAUUCCUACGGAGCACCGUUAGGUAGGAAAUAAGCUAGUUAAGUAUUUAUGUUAGGUAUUGUUAGUUCAGAAAAAAAAAUAAAUUUGUCACCGUUAA
This is a messenger RNA of Malaya genurostris, 873 nucleotides long. RefSeq names its product holotricin-3-like. The record is from RefSeq and is a predicted model, not a curated record. NCBI's taxonomy places the organism in Eukaryota, Metazoa, Arthropoda, Insecta, Diptera, Culicidae. The coding region runs from base 273 to 809 and encodes 178 amino acids. The transcript has 2 exons.